AUGGCUGCAUUUGUAACGAGGGAGGGUGGGACAAGACACUGUGAUAGAGUUUUGGUACCUUAUUUCAGUUUGAGAAGCAACUCUUCAAUCAUCACCGCAGUGAUGGACACAAGUAACUGGAGGGAUGAACUGCAGCCUGCUUUCCGCCAACGCUUUUUCAACAAUAUAUUGCAUAACUUACAGUUAGGUCAUCCUCCUGAGAGUUUUGAUGAAAUCCUUGAAUUUCACAAAAUUGCUCAUAGUAUUGAGCAGAAAAGUUAUGCUGGUGCUACAAGCCAGGCUGAGUAUGUUAUGCAAAUAGCUCGCAAGAUGCUUUUGUUGGAAAAAGCAAGAGAAAGAGAAUGGAGAGAUUACUUUUGCCCUGAUUCCCGACAAAGAAUUGUCUACAAAAUAAUGAAACUGUUAAAGAGACAUCUUGAUGUGACUGAUCCAGAGGGAUCACAAGAACUUUGGAGGAUUGCUGAAAGGCUUGAGGAGAAGAUCUUUUCUAAAGCAGACACCGAGACUGAUUAUCUUAGGAAAAUAACUAUAAAAAUGCAUAAAAUGGAGAAUACACCCCGGAGAAGCCAUUGACAACCAUGAAAUCAGCUUGAUCUUUACAAUGAACUUGUCAAUCCAGUUCAUACAAACCCGACGUAGCAUAGAAGCAGAGGUAGAAGAUUCCAGUAGAUGACUAUCCAAUGCGCCAGCGGUUGAAGCAAUUGUCAGUUAUAAUGGUUAAAACUUUCAGUGUUGUAACUGGUUCAACUAAAAUUGCAGAACUGUUUUGGACACCUCCUGUUAGAUUGGUAGUUUGGUCAUACUAACUUUUGUAAAGAGCCGUUGACUGUUGUGUUUAGACUUCCAGUUCAUGAUACCAAAUAGUUGGUCCUUUUUCUGAAGUGUUUCUGAUUUUAGAUCAUGAAUAAGGUUUGGGAUGCAGCAGCGUCUAGUAUCCAAAAA
This is a messenger RNA of Arachis ipaensis, 942 nucleotides long. The record is from RefSeq and is a predicted model, not a curated record. NCBI's taxonomy places the organism in Eukaryota, Viridiplantae, Streptophyta, Magnoliopsida, Fabales, Fabaceae.